GCCAAGAGCGUAUCCGUGUCAUCUGUGUGGUUUUUUUUGGUGAGGAAGUAAAAGUUGUCCCUGCCCAACUUCACCCUUUUAGCGAGCGAUCGUGCGCCCCAGAAACAUUUUUACGUGUAGCCUACUGUUGUUGUGAUAGUUCAUGGUGACCUUAAACAAGGUUUGUUAUGAUUGCACAUUUAAGCUCAUCUUGUUUGCUCAUUCUGAUGUGGUUUUACGUUUUGUCUUGCCUGACAUGAGAGGGCAAAGAGUUCUCUCCAAGUUAAACCAGCCAACGCACUGCUUAGUCACCGUCUUUAUUGCCACAUUCUCGCUGGGUUGCUCCGUGUGUGUGCGUGUGUGUGUGCGCGCGAUUGUGUGUUGCUUGCGCGUGUGCGUGCGUGCUUAUGUGAAUGAGUAACUCCGUCCCUGUUGUAAACAGUUUAUUACCAAACCGCCACGACGUAGGUAACUCUACACAGACAGAUUUUGGCAAUAAAUAGUUACCAUAUUUUAUUGUCUAUUUAAUUGUCAGUGUGCUUGAUAUAUAUUUUUGCCAUUGUGUUGGACAAGUCAUUCCCGGGUAAGAUCGAAAUAUAGCCACGAGAAAAGGGAGGCAGGAAAUUGCUUGUUCAUCCUUUAUCAGCAGAAGUGGACAUUGCCCACCAUGCCUGUGGACAGCCCCCGAUCUUCCGUUUUCACAUUCCAGUCAGCGGUUCAUAGUGACCAUGUGCUGCGCUGCCUGGACGAACAGAGACGGCGAGACGUGCUCUGUGAUGUGACCGUGGUGGUGGACAGCCGGAGUUUUCGAGCGCAUCGCUCUGUUCUGGCGUCAUGCAGCGACUACUUCAGUGCCCGCUUCUCCAGCCACGGAGAGGCCGGAGCGGUCAUCAGUUUACCCGAUGAGGUGACUGCGGAGGGGUUUGAGCCUCUCCUUCAGUUUGCCUACACAACAAAACUCCUUUUCACCAAAGAAAACAUCCUGGAGAUUCGGAACUCUGCCACCGUUCUGGGCUUCAAGAACCUGGACAAUUCAUGCUUUGAAUUCCUCAUUCCUAAGUUCUUUGACAACACCAAAAAUGCUACCAACACACCGAGGAAACAGUGCUGUCUGAGGAAAAAAUCCCCUAAGCCAGAAAAUGAAACCUUUGCUUCAACCACAGACAGCGAUGCUGAUACCAACAAAGCGACCUCACACGUGGCACUGGAUGAAGAGGAGCAGCAGGUUGAAACUACUUCCAAACUCCUGGAUCCUCCACAGCAAAGCUACGAUGAUGCCUGUCCAGACAUGGACACACAGACGGACUAUUCUCUUCUGUGCAAGUACCGCAAGUUUCAGAUGGCAUGUAUGGAGGCCAGUGGCCCCGAGAUGGUUUCCAUGUCCGACGACGGGUUCCCCUUGAGUUGUGUUCCCUGCACUAGCAGAGACGACACCAAGGAUUUGGAAGAGCCCACGUCGAGCAAAUAUGUCCCUGUGACAGAGGGGUGUGACUUUCUCACCUCGGGAAGCUCGAAGCCUCCUCUCUCCCUGGGCACUAAGGCCUCGUGUUGUGGCGAAAUAUCCGGUUUGAGCUGUGGGGAAUCUGUGGGACCCAAAAAGGUGAAAAUCGAGGACGAGGCUGAAGAGAUCGCGGAGGCUGGCGAUGGUGUCGGCAUUGUGUCGGAAGACGAGGAGAAAGUUGUCCUAGGAGAGUCCCACACAGCCAGUGACUCCAGGGCUGACCACCGCCCAGGGGAUCCGGAGAGCACGCGGCAGCUAGGCAGCGAGCGGAGUACCAUCGAGCAGGAGGUGGCCGAGCACCUGGCCAAGGGCUUCUGGUCAGAGCCUUGCCCAUCGACGACCAAGCCCUCGACUGUCCCCCCCAACUGGCUCAAGCAGCUGGACCUGGGCAUCAACACUCAGGACUGCCCCUUCCUCCGUGACCUGGGGGCCAUAGGCGCCCGAGUACCUGACUGCGAGGAACCCAGUCAGGGGGCCCUGGGCAGCCCCUACGUCUCCUCUCAGAACUCGGGCGAGGACUCGGACAGCCUGGACACGGAGGGGGACAGCGAGUUCUACGGCAGCGAAAGGGCAUGUGAGCUCCCAUUCUCUGUUGAGCGGAUUGCGUCUCUGAGCCGGAAUGACUUCCAGCAGAUGCUGAAGCUUCAGUGUCUGACGCGGGAACAGCUGGAUUUUGUGCACGACGUGCGACGGCGCAGCAAGAACCGCAUCGCAGCACGGCGCUGCCGCAAGCGGAAGCUUGACUGCAUCCACAACCUGGAGUGCGAGAUUGAAAAACUGAGGACCGAGAAGGACAAGCUCACCUCUGAGAGAGACCGGCUGAACCGUCAGCGGCAGAAGACGUGGCUGAGCAUCUCAGGCCUCUACGAGAGGGUCUGCAGCGAGGCGGCGCUGAGGCCAGAGCAGCUCCAGGUCCUGGCCAAGUACUCCCCCUCCGCCUGCCCGCUCUUCGCUCUACUCUCCCCCCUCAGCUCCACCUCAGCCCAGCCUGAGGCGCCACUCGAGGCCCAGGACCCAGUGCCGGCCUGCUCCUUGGGCCUCUUUCAAGCUGGCAGCUGCGGCGAACCUUCCAGCCGCUUUGCGAUGGAAUGCGGAUCGGGUGAGGGUCAAGCUACUCCCCGGGGCCUAGCUGUCCAAUGCCCCCCACCUGCCUCCACUUACUCUGGGAAGGGCUUUGCCUGCUCCACAGAGGGGACUGGUCUCAGUGCCUUCACGACCAUGCGUCCUGAGCCUGUCAGCAAGCUCAUCACAGACAAAUAGCCUGCACAGCCUACUGUUCAAAUGUUUGUCAAAAACAAGCCCUGCAGACUGAUUGAGACUGCAUACAAUGCUGCUGCAGGCUGGGAAAUAUGUUUGUUUUACAUAUCUGCAUUACCUUGAGAAUAUGCCACAGCUUUUUCAUGAAGAAUGAGAUCACUACCAUGGGUUUAGAUACAGUGUAUGUUUGUGUUUCUGUCUUUUUGUAUAAUGCACUCUUUCUCUAACAAAUGUGGUUUGUUCCAGUUUUGAGAAUUAAUAUUGUGUGUGUGUGUGUGGGGGUGGGGAUGCGUGUGUGCGUGCAUGUGUGCGUGUGUGUGUGUGU
Molecule: messenger RNA, 3062 nt
Organism: Alosa alosa (allis shad)
Lineage: Eukaryota; Metazoa; Chordata; Actinopteri; Clupeiformes; Clupeidae
Gene: bach1b
Product: BTB and CNC homology 1, basic leucine zipper transcription factor 1 b
Exons: 5
Coding region: 647-2740 (697 amino acids)
Biological process (GO): regulation of transcription by RNA polymerase II
Molecular function (GO): RNA polymerase II cis-regulatory region sequence-specific DNA binding; DNA-binding transcription factor activity, RNA polymerase II-specific; protein binding
Source: RefSeq, a predicted model, not a curated record